Messenger RNA from Ahaetulla prasina, 745 nucleotides. It is a transcript of the gene GTF2H5, whose product is annotated as general transcription factor IIH subunit 5. Gene Ontology annotation, cellular component: transcription factor TFIIH holo complex; transcription factor TFIIH core complex. The record is from RefSeq and is a predicted model, not a curated record. Gene Ontology annotation, biological process: transcription initiation at RNA polymerase II promoter; nucleotide-excision repair; nucleotide-excision repair, preincision complex assembly. NCBI's taxonomy places the organism in Eukaryota, Metazoa, Chordata, Lepidosauria, Squamata, Colubridae. The transcript is spliced from 3 exons. Bases 171 to 386 code for a protein of 71 amino acids.
CCUUCCGUCUCCCACUUCUUCCGGUCGGGGGGGCGGGAAACAGGAGCGACCUGGUGUGUUCGUCGCCAGGGCAACGUUGCCGGACGGGUGAAGCACCAUUCGGUGUCUGGUUUGCUUGAACUUGAGUGGGUUUUUUUUCUUCUUGGAAGGAAUCUGACCUUGUGAAGAAUAUGGUGAAUGUUUUGAAAGGGAUACUUAUAGAAUGUGACCCAGCCAUGAAGCAGUUCUUGCUGUACCUGGAUGAAUCAAAUGCCCUGGGAAAGAAGUUCAUCAUACAAGACUUAGAUGAAACCCAUGUCUUUGUAUUGGCUGAAAUGGUUAACUUCUUGCAAGAGAGAGUGGGAGAAUUAAUGGACCAGAACUCUUUUCCUAUUACACAGAAAUAAAAAACGAGGCUGGAUAUGGAUACACAUCGAACUGAAAGCCUGUAAAUUUUUCUGUGAAUUAAUUUAAGGCAGAUUGAAUAAUAGUCACUAUGAGAAGUGAGCUACAUACAUAUCAAGAAUUCUCUUCUAUUGUUUUCAGUUUCAUCCUGUCUAUUUUAUUUGCCAGUGUAAAUUAUUAUAGGAUUUGAGAUUCUUUAGGAUAUUCUUUACGGAGGUGAGUGCAAUGUUAGUAUUGAUAUUCAGUUGCUCUCUGUAAUAUUCCCUCAUAGAAGAAGCCACCUUGAAAUACAGUAUGGUUUUAACAAAAUAUGAAGGAGUUGUUUUUUUAUAUUUCCAAGGAAGGUUCUUAAAUUUUGUAA